This is a messenger RNA of Condylura cristata (star-nosed mole), 2981 nucleotides long. It is a transcript of the gene GATA2, whose product is annotated as GATA binding protein 2. Gene Ontology annotation, biological process: positive regulation of transcription by RNA polymerase II; cell fate commitment; positive regulation of angiogenesis. Gene Ontology annotation, cellular component: nucleus. Gene Ontology annotation, molecular function: zinc ion binding; DNA-binding transcription factor activity, RNA polymerase II-specific; RNA polymerase II cis-regulatory region sequence-specific DNA binding. The coding region runs from base 41 to 1483 and encodes 480 amino acids. The transcript is spliced from 5 exons. The record is from RefSeq and is a predicted model, not a curated record. Lineage: Eukaryota; Metazoa; Chordata; Mammalia; Eulipotyphla; Talpidae.
CCGCCACCUCCUCCCAGAUCCCGGACCGCCGCCGCUGGCCAUGGAGGUGGCGCCGGAGCAGCCUCGCUGGAUGGCGCACCCCGCCGUGUUGAACGCGCAGCACCCAGACUCCCACCACCCAGGCCUGGCGCACAACUACAUGGAGCCAGCCCAGCUGCUGCCGCCAGACGAGGUGGACGUCUUCUUCAACCAUCUCGACUCCCAGGGGAACCCCUACUACGCCAACCCGGCCCACGCGCGGGCGCGCGUCUCCUACAGCCCCGCGCACGCUCGCCUGACCAGUGGCCAGAUGUGCCGGCCACACUUGUUGCACAGCCCUGGGUUGCCCUGGUUGGACGGGAGUAAAGCAGCCCUCUCUGCAGCAGCAGCCCACCACCACAACCCCUGGACCGUGAGCCCCUUCUCCAAGACGCCGCUGCACCCCUCAGCUGCCGGAGGCCCUGGAGGCCCCCUCUCUGUGUACCCAGGGGCCGGGAGUGCUAGCGGGGGAGGCAGCGGGAGCUCUGUGGCCUCCCUCACCCCCACGGCCGCCCACUCUGGCUCCCACCUCUUCGGCUUCCCGCCCACACCACCCAAAGAAGUGUCUCCCGACCCCAGCACCACUGGGGCUGCCUCCCCAGCCUCCUCCUCUGCAGGGGGCAGUGCAGCCCGGGGGGAGGACAAGGACGGCGUCAAGUACCAGGUGUCGCUGACUGAGAGCAUGAAGAUGGAAAGUGGCAGCCCCCUGCGCCCAGGCCUGGCUGCCAUGGGUACCCAGCCUGCCACACACCAUCCUAUCCCCACCUACCCCUCCUACGUGCCAGCCUCAGCCCACGACUACAGCAGUGGACUUUUCCACCCUGGAGGCUUCCUGGGUGGCCCUGCCUCCAGCUUCACCCCUAAGCAGCGCAGCAAGGCACGCUCCUGCUCAGAAGGCCGGGAGUGUGUCAACUGCGGGGCUACAGCCACCCCUCUCUGGCGGCGAGACGGCACCGGCCACUACCUGUGCAACGCGUGUGGCCUCUACCACAAGAUGAACGGGCAGAACCGGCCGCUCAUCAAGCCCAAGCGGAGACUGUCGGCCGCCAGGAGAGCGGGCACCUGUUGUGCAAAUUGCCAGACGACAACCACCACCUUAUGGCGCCGAAACGCCAACGGAGACCCUGUCUGCAACGCCUGUGGCCUCUACUACAAGCUGCACAAUGUGAACAGGCCGCUGACCAUGAAGAAGGAAGGGAUCCAGACUCGGAACCGGAAGAUGUCCAACAAGUCCAAGAAGAACAAGAAGGGGGCCGAGUGCUACGAGGAGCUGUCCAAGUGUAUGCAGGAGAAGUCGUCACCCUUCAGCGCGGCCGCCCUGGCCGGACACAUGGCGCCCGUGGGCCACCUGCCGCCCUUCAGCCACUCGGGACACAUCCUGCCCACCCCGACGCCCAUCCACCCCUCCUCCAGCCUCUCCUUUGGCCACCCCCACCCAUCCAGCAUGGUGACCGCCAUGGGCUAGGCACCGCCCCCUGCCGAACAGACAGAUGGACACUGAGGAGGGCGACCAGCAGCACUCCAGGAGGGGUGGACCAAACCCUUAGCUGCCUGCCCCUCCCCGAAGACUGAUGCCACCCCUGCAGCCCAGCCGGGGGCCCCCCCGAGCCCAGCGGGCUCUGCUCAGCCGGGGCAGACACUGUGAAGAGUCCUCCUGGGCUGGGAGGUGGCUUGGCCAGGCUGCUGCCCAGGUGGGGUCUCCAUCACGGACAGUUGUUUGGAGAGCAGAAAGGACAACUUUAUGAUGAGAAAAGAAGGGGGCAAGGAACAAACGAAACCAUUUUUAGAAGGAAAAGGGAGUAGGCAAAAAUAAUUUAUUUUGCUCUUGCUUCGAGGAGGACCGGGAGGGAGCCUGGGGAGGUCUGAGCUGCCCCGAGUUCUCUGGGUUCUUCCUCAGGGCCAAGGGCUGCUUGGCCCAUCCACCCGCCAGGCUCUGGGGCAGCUCGGCGGUGGGCCCCUCGGCCCAAACCUCUCUCCUGGCUUCCCUCCCUCAGACAGCUGACUCCCGGACAGGGCCGAACCAAGGCCAGAGGGCCCCGGGCUGGCCGGGCAGGCCGAGCCUGUGUGUGCCCUGCAGCUGGGCCCUGGAGGGCAGAGACAAUCAUGGGCGGUCCCGCGCAGAUUCCCAGGCCAGGGCUGGGUCACAGGAAGGAAACAAGAUUUUCUUGAGAGGGGAAACGUCUCCCAGUUCACUCCCCCCGGCUCUGAGGCCAAAGCUGUUGUGAUCCGUGUCCCCGUAACAGUCCGAGCCGCAGCCUGUCUCCUCGGCCAGUGGGCCUCUGUACAUAUGCCCUUUUCUGCUCGCCCUCCACACCCUCCCCUCCCACUCUGAAACAAAAGAAAAAAAUAUUAAAAAAAAAAAAACUGCAUAAGCUUAACUCGCUGACGAGUUAGUUGUUUUAUUUUUGAACUCAUUUUGGGUCCAGUCAAUUGUACAUUGCCACACAAGUCCUUGCUAUGGAAAGGAAUAAAACCUACAAACCAAGGCUGUAGCCUCGAAAUUAUUUUUGGAAUAGUCUUGGAUCCCACAGCCCUACAACGGGACGCUGAGGGCCAGGGGAGAGGCCUGGUGCUCUCGGCUUCAGGGGGGUGGGCCUGGUAGGCGGUGAAGACAGGAGUUGGGGGUGGCCAGAGCCAGGACCCAGGGGGAGGCCAUGACCCUGCCGGGGCCCCGGGAGGUGCCGGGUUCUGUGCUUUGUGGUGGCUUCUGGAUCCUUCCCAAGGUACAGCUGUACAUAACCGUGUCCGAGCUUAGAUUCUGUAUGCGGUGGUGGUGGGGCGCGGCGGCCCGAGGGGGCCCGGCCCAGGAAGAGGAUUGUGCUGAUGUAGUCGACCAAGUGCAAUAUGGGCAGGCCAUCGCUGCGGGGCACCACAGCCAGAAGUAACUUAUUUUGUACUAGUAUCCGCAUAAGAAGAAGAAUCGGCAGUAUUUUCUGUUUUUAUGUUUUAUUUUGCUUGUUUUA